GCUAUCCGCCACGACCGGCGCCGGGCAUCUCACUAUCAAAAAAAAAGUUUAAAUUUUAUAUCACAUGUGAAGUAAAAAAAAAAUAGUGAAUUUUUUUAAUUACCUAAUAUUAUGAGUGCGAUAUAGUUUUCAGUUACAAAAUGUCUUUAUUGGCAAAAAUUUUCACCGCUGAGGUGAUUGCAGGCAUAGUUUUUGGAUUUUUGAGCCUGUACUUGUGGUUCCAGUAUAAGUACACUUAUUGGUCGAGAAGAGGUGUUAGCGGGCCCAAACCGACGUUUCCAUUCGGCAACAUUACGGAUGUGAUAAAACGGAAGUCACAGUUUUUUCAGCCCUACAUUGACAAUUACGAUAAAUAUAAACAUUUGCCGUACGUCGGCAUGUACUCGUUUUACCGGCCAGUGCUCUCGAUUCACGAUCCGGAUAUAGCGAAGCUUAUUUUGAUCAAAGAUUUUGAUCACUUUCAAGCCCACGGAAUAUUUUCUGGUGGAGAGGGUGACCCGCUGGCCGGUCACCUUUUCAACAUGCACGGCGAACAAUGGAAAAUGUUGCGAUCGAAAAUGUCCCCCACCUUCACGUCAGGGAAAGUGAAGAUGAUGUAUCCGUUGGUGGAGCACAUUGCUAAUGAAGCUCUGAACUACGUGGACUUGCUGUAUUCAAACGGGGAAACGGUCAACUUCACCGACCUGUACGCGAAGUAUUCUAUGGAAAUUAUUGGUAGUGUUGGAUUCGGUGUUGAAUGUAACGGAUUCAAAAAUCCCAAUUCAGAAUUCUAUAUUCGAGGACAUGAGUAUUUUGAUCCGCAAUCUAGUUACUGGACUUUUGUUCGCGCUCUAGCAUUUUUUAUGCCCGAUUUUUUCAAGAUUUUGAAAAUCAGACGAAUAAGCCCAAGGAUAAUAAACUUCUUCUUCAGCUUAGUAAAGGAAAGCGUGGAAUAUAGACAAAAGCAUUCCUACAUACGUAACGACUUCUUACAAACUUUAGUAGAGUUAAAUAAUGAGCAAAAGAUGAAUGACAAAGCCAUAUAUGACGGAGAAUGCACUUAUGAGGCGCAGAACGAAAUGGUCUAUUUGAACAUGGUCAUUGACGAAACAAUGCGGUUGCACCCGCCAAUGCGUGCUUUAUUUCGGAAAUGCACGAAAUCCUACAAAAUGCCCAACAGUGAUUUGGUUAUAGAGAAGGGAACGCUUCUGUUCGUACCGAAUCAAGCGAUACAAAUGAAUCCGGAAAUAUUUCCGCAGCCAGAAAAGUUCAAUCCGGGGAGGUUUGCGCCGGAAAAUAAGUCUAAAAUGCACCCAUGCCAUUGGAUGCCGUUUGGAGAGGGUCCACGCAAAUGUUUAGGUCUCCGCCAAGGCUACAUUCAAUCCAAGAUGGCGCUUGUUAAGAUACUGAACAAGUACGAGCUACUCCUAGACAAGAGGACACCGGUGCCCAUGAAGCUCAAAGCUUCUUCGCUGGCGUACGCGGCCAACGGAGGCGUUUGGCUCAAACUCAGGCAGAUUUACAACGACUGACAAAAUACAUAAUUAUAUGUAGAGCAAUAAUAAACUAUUAAGAGUGCCCGGAACCAAAAGUAGGCAUUAUUAACAGCUGCAAUAUCAAGAAAACAAAAAUAUUUAACGACAUAUGUAAAAACCAAAAUUGGAGCACGCUUCUUCAAACAGAGAAUAAGAUUAUAGAAAUCGCAGUCAAAUUUUAUCACUUAUCAGGCCCCGUAGCCGAAUGGCAUUUAUCCGACGCGAAACGAAAACGAAACGCCGUGAAAGGUAGUC
Messenger RNA from Leguminivora glycinivorella, 1769 nucleotides. Its product is annotated as probable cytochrome P450 6a14. The transcript is spliced from 6 exons. Gene Ontology annotation, molecular function: iron ion binding; heme binding; oxidoreductase activity, acting on paired donors, with incorporation or reduction of molecular oxygen. The record is from RefSeq and is a predicted model, not a curated record. Lineage: Eukaryota; Metazoa; Arthropoda; Insecta; Lepidoptera; Tortricidae. Bases 141 to 1511 code for a protein of 456 amino acids.